UCUAUUUCUCUUUCUUUUUUCACUUUUUCUCUCUUUUUUCUUUCCACGUCAUUUCCCUUUUGCUAUCUUACACCCCCAUCUUCCCCUCUUUAUUCCUUUUCAGCGCACGUUAGUCCCCCCACCCUUUGCAAAUUUCCCAAUCUCACAAACCCCAUUUUCCUUUCCAAUUUUCAUCCUUUUGGGUCCCCAAAAAUUUGAUUUUUUUUUCCUUAGCUGUUAGAUUUUUGGAUAAAUUUGAUGAUGAGAAUAGCUUAUGAAUUUCAUACAUCUAGUUAAUUAAGGGUUUGUGUGAAAAAUUUGAUUUUGGAUGGAGGUUAGGUUGUUACAUUGAGUUGUGUGUAGUUUAGGUUAAAGGGGUUGAUUUGAGAUGGAUACUGAAGAACUUAUUGAUUUAAACAGUAAAGAGCUUAAUUGUGGUGGAAAUAAUAGCAAGAGUGGUGAUGGAUUCAUUGAUAGGAGUAAAGUUAGGAUUUUGCUGUGUGAUAGUGAUUCCAAGAGUUCAGAAGAGGUUUUUACUCUUCUUAUUAAUUGCUCUUAUCAGGUUACGUCUGUAAAAUCCGCACGGCAAGUGAUUGAUGCAUUGAAUGCGGAAGGACAAUAUAUAGAUAUCAUACUAGCGGAAGUUGACCUUCCAAUCAAAAAGGGAAUGAAGAUGUUGAAGUACAUAGCACGGGAUAAAGAACUGCGCCGAAUCCCUAUUAUAAUGAUGUCUGCACAAGAUGAGGUAUCAAUUGUUGUUAAGUGCUUGAGGCUCGGAGCAGCAGACUAUCUAGUAAAGCCUUUACGUACUAAUGAACUAUUAAAUUUGUGGACCCACAUGUGGAGAAGGAGACGCAUGCUUGGACUUAUAGAGAACAACAUCUUGAAUUAUGAUUUUGAUCUGGUAGCAUCAGACCCUAGUGAUGCCAAUACAAACAGUGCCACCUUCUUCUCUGAUGACACAGACGACAAGUCCAAAAGAAGCAAUAAUCCCGAGGCUGGAAUUUCAAUCCAACAAGAACAGGCGGAAAUUUCAAUCCAACAAGAAGAGGCUAGUAUUGCCACUGCUGCUGCUGUUAUUGAGGAGCAUCCAUAUGUUCAUGUAUCAGAAUAUCAGCCUGAUGUACCUGGAAUUAGUGAUCGAAGAAGAACAGGUUCUUCAGCACCGCAUCCGCCGUGCAACAGAGUUACAAAUAGUAGCUUUGAUGGUCCGAAGAAGAGUGAACUUAGAAUUGGAGAAUCAUCAGCCUUUUUCACUUAUGUCAAAGCAACAACAAUGAAGAGAAACUUGGAAGAGAUUGCUCAUUUAGACAAUAGCGGUACAUUACUAGUGAGGGUGGAAGAUAUGAAUCAAGCAUGUUCUCAACAAGGGGGUAAUGACCUUAUAAGACAUGAAAAUGGAGAAACGAUUGAAAGCCAUUCACAAGAUGACUUACCUAGAAGCAAUAGUAUCCCCGAUUCUUUCUCUGUUGAGAGAUCGUGUACCCCACCUGCAUCAAUGGAGGUUUCACAGCAAAAUAGUAAUCACAAGGAAAAACAUCCACAAGGGGUGGUUCAUCCAAGAAAUGGAAGUUAUGGUUCUGAGCUCAACCAAUCGGGCAUGCCUGCCCAACAUGCUUAUCCGUAUUAUAUGCCAGGAGUUGCUAAUCAUGUUAUGAUGCAGUCAGCAACGCAUAUGUAUCAAAAGAAUAUCCAGAACCUUCAGAGUCAUGUUAGUUCAUCUAUGAUUUCCCAGUACAAUCAACUUCCCCAAUGUCCACCUCAUGCAACUGGGAUGGCACCCUACCCAUAUUUUCCCAUGAGUAUUUGUUUACAAACCGGUCAGGUUUCUACAGUUCAUCCAUGGCCGUCAUUAGGAAGUUCAACUUCAUGUGAAGCAAACUUAAGAAAAGUUGAUAGGAGAGAAGCAGCAUUGAUGAAGUUUAGACAGAAAAGAAAAGAGCGUUGCUUCGAUAAGAAAAUUAGGUACGUCAAUCGGAAACAACUUGCAGAAAGGCGGCCUCGUGUUAGGGGACAGUUUGUCAGGAAGUUGAAUGGUAUUAAUGUGGAUCUAAAUGGACAACCUGCUUCCACCGACUAUGACGAUGAGGAUGAAGAGGAGGAAGAAAACAAUGACACCAGAGAUUCCUCUCCUAAGGAUGCUUGAGAAGGUCAAUUUGCCUCUGUCCCAUUAAUUCCUCCCUGCACUAAAAUUGUCCUAUGCAGGACUUGCCUCUGAUCCUUGCUUUGAUGGAAAGUUAUUGUAUUCGCUUUAGUUGACGAGCGCGUGCCUUUGAUUAAAAUGCUGAUCCAAUUCCACUGGGCACCCUCAUCCUGUGGAGUUCAGACAAACUCUUGCUUGGUCUCUUUUGAAUAUCACUUCUUCAAAUGAUUCAUCCUACUGAGCUCUUGCAGAAGGUGAACCUCCUGCUGGCUAUGUCCAAUGAGUUUAAAAGUUUUACACUUAUGUUUAAUUGGAACUGUUUGGAGCAGGCUGUGGUUUUCAUAAAUAUAAAUAUGUCAGACACCUUUAAGUUGUCCCAAAAAAUGAGUUUUUUGUCAAACAAAAUUCACAAUCAGUCAAAGCAUUUCCCCCUCCCUUAUAUUCUUUCUAGAA
Medicago truncatula (barrel medic) is the source of this 2575-nucleotide messenger RNA. Its product is annotated as two-component response regulator-like APRR1. Gene Ontology annotation, biological process: phosphorelay signal transduction system; cytokinin-activated signaling pathway. NCBI's taxonomy places the organism in Eukaryota, Viridiplantae, Streptophyta, Magnoliopsida, Fabales, Fabaceae. Gene Ontology annotation, molecular function: protein binding. The record is from RefSeq and is a predicted model, not a curated record. The transcript is spliced from 7 exons. Bases 368 to 2125 code for a protein of 585 amino acids.